AUCCCUGCACAAUCCCGGGAUGCCCAGACUCAUUUCGGGACAGCUGGCUGCUGAAGAGCAUGAAGCACAGGCGCAUCGAAUGCAUUUGGAAUGGCUAGCUGGUGAGAAUCUGAAGCGGAAGUUCCGAAAAGACCGACCAACAUGCAAAGAGACUGAUUGCCCUGGAAACGGAGAAGGUCUUCAGUAGACCACAGUGGGAACGUCAUUGCACCAACUACCCAACAUACCAUGGGCCUACCAGUAAAGGGAAAGCUGGCAUGAUCGAAGGUGAGCUGAAUGCCUACAUCAAAGCUCAUCCCGCCCUUUUCGAUGGUUCCCUGUCCGCGAAAGUCAUGGCUGUCGAUAUAUCUCCGGAUGACGACGUGACUGAGGAUGAUUAUGAUGAUAUUGAGAGGGGAGAAAUCGAGAAUGCAGAAGAGGUUGGCAAUGCUCAAGUGCUGGGCCGCAAUGCCAUGCGUUAUUUUCUGAAGGACGACGAUACAACAAUCGCGAAGACUGGCGGUCUAGCAUGCAAUGGACCAGAGCGAUCUGGAAAGACGCCGUGCCCAUAUGAGCAUACCAUCAGUGUCAGGACGGCUUGUUUCUAUCUCCAAGGGCCAAGCUUUUACCUCAACUCACGCUGCAUGAAGUGUUAUGCGUCCCUCAGUCGCAGAAAAGUGGCAAAAGCUCUCGACAGGCCUCCAGAGUCUGACGAAACUCAGCUAUGCCGCCGACGCCUCACCUGCAUGAACGUCAAUUCCAGCAUCCGAAUUGGCUGCGAACCGUGCAUCAAACUGGAUACGAAAAAGAAAUUGUUAUGGGAGAGACAGGGGUCUUGCAAGACCAACACACACGUUGGCCGUGGCGGCGACAUCACCAACCCAGUCGACAUGAUUGAGUAUCUCAGCAAAACCGACUUCCCAAUGCCCAGAUACUUUGACGAGUUGCGUGCCAUGCUUAAACCGGACAAAACGCCCAGUUGUGAAAGCGUAAAUCCAGCUGGAUCUCGUGGAAAGAGCUUCGCUUUGGACACAGAAUGGCUACAAUUCGGGCAGCACGGAACUUUUCUUCUGUCCAUAUGUGUCAUGACGCUUCCAGAACGGCGAAUAGUGGUCAACCAUCGAGUGGAGCUCCCCAUUCCACAGCAGGACUUCAAAGAGCUCUGCAGGACUUUCCCAUCGAGACUCGACCUGAUGAAGCAUUACAACAAGCACUACCACAAGCAAGGCUCUUGCUCCCAUCUCCCCGUGGUUGACGGGAAUGGAUUACAUCAACUCCUCGCAGCAGCAGGGUUCGGUCCAGAUUCCCGAAUGAUCGAAUGGUCAAAUGCGUGGUGUGAUUGGAGAAUGCUAUACUGCUACCUUGAGACAUACAACAAACAAGAUAUCAUGCCUGCUAAGAGCAACUCAUUGAGGGUAAUCUUCACAUGGAUGGAUCUAUUGCCUGGCUUUGCAACCCACAAAUUAGACGUCCUCGCGCCAUGCGUCCUUGGUGAUGAGUACGACGACAAUGCCCACUCCGCGGACUCUGACACCAUCAACUUGAUAGCGAUGGCAGAGAAGGCAGUAUCCCUACGGAUUGGAUAGACUCGCUCGAAAACCGGCAUCUUCACAAUUUGAGCAUGGGACACAGCAUCACGACAGGCCUACAACCCCCUCCUAAUCAGUUGUCACAUUUGCCAAUUCGUACGCCUUCGACGGCGGAGCGACCCGCGGAGCGACCGAGCCUAAGGUGCGGACACCGACUCCACCCCCGCAACCGAACAAGUCUUCACGCAGCUUGAGUAAGAACGCCCUGCUUCGACGCCACCACCAAAACUGGGUAGGGAAUAGAGAAAAAGAG
Molecule: messenger RNA, 1821 nt
Organism: Exophiala viscosa
Lineage: Eukaryota; Fungi; Ascomycota; Eurotiomycetes; Chaetothyriales; Herpotrichiellaceae
Exons: 2
Coding region: 258-1565 (435 amino acids)
Source: RefSeq, a predicted model, not a curated record